Oryzias melastigma (Indian medaka) is the source of this 2134-nucleotide messenger RNA. Its product is annotated as piggyBac transposable element-derived protein 2. The record is from RefSeq and is a predicted model, not a curated record. The transcript is spliced from 3 exons. Bases 217 to 1962 code for a protein of 581 amino acids. Lineage: Eukaryota; Metazoa; Chordata; Actinopteri; Beloniformes; Adrianichthyidae.
CUCUAUGGCAUGGCGUUGCCCUCAGGCAACAAACCACUAUUUUGGCCCACACUCCCCCCCUUUCAUUUUUUUAAAUCAAAACUCUACACUGAAAGUCUUCUGAGAUGUCUGUGACCAAUGAAAUUUGAUCUGGGUGUGGCUUUGACCUUUUGUGUGGGGGUGAAACCGUCCUUUUUGGGACCACAGCCGACUUGGACACACUGCUAGCAAAAGGAAAUGGAUGCACAAGCAUUUUAUGGGUCUAAGAAACAUGAUCAAGAGGUUAGGCUCAUCCCUUCCGACAGUGAGGAUAGUGAGCUCGAGGAGAUUGACAGUGAGGAAGAGUGGACUCCAGAAUCAGCUGGUAUGCCUGAUGACAAUGAGUCACUGGAUGAAGAGGAAAAUGAGGAUGAAGCAUCACAGGAAGAUGUUCCACGCUUACCCCAUUGGAGAACACCCCGCAAUGCCAACAUCACUAAUUACCCAGAAUGGCAGGCCAGCCUUCCAAAAUCAGAUGAUAUCAAGUCCCCUUAUGAAUACUUCAAGAUGAUUUUUUCUGAAGACAUCCUGGAAGUAGUUGUAGAGCAGUCAAAUUUAUAUGCCAUUCAGUGUAACAUAAACAAGCCCCUUAACCUCACAACUAAAGAGCUGGAGCAAUUCAUUGGUACAGCAGUGUACAUGUCACUGUUCGGAUUACCAGGCACCCGGAUGUUUUGGAACAAAGCCACCAGAGUUUCCCAAGUAGCUGACACCAUGGCACUAAACAGAUGGGAGUUCAUCAAAAAAUCUCUGCACUUCAACAACAAUGAAGUGAGACAAGGAGAAAAUGUUGAUCCUCUCCACAAAAUCAGACCACUGGUCACUCAUCUCACCUCAAAGCUGCAGACAAUCCCAAUGGGUGAGAAGUUGGCUGUAGAUGAGCAGAUGGUCCCUUUCAAGGGAAGAAACAGACUCAAGCAAUACCUGCCAGCAAAACCAAAAAAAUGGGGCUACAAGAUACUUGUCUUGGCUGGCUCUGAUGGUGUCCCGCACAAUUUUGAGAUCUAUACAGGGAGAGUUGUGCAACCCCCUGAGCUGCCAGAUGUAGGAGCAAGUGGCAACGUUGUCCUCCGCCUGGCCCAGCCAAUACCUAAACACCAGAAACAUAAGCUUUUCUUUGACAACUGGUUCACGAGUGUUCCUCUCAUUCUUACACUUGCUCAGCAGGGAAUUCACUGUGCUGGCACUGUCCGUGUCAACAGACUACCAGGUGUGAGCAUGAUGUGUGAUGCUGAGUUGAAGAGAACUGGACGUGGAUCUUUUGACCAGAAGACGGCCAUGGUUGGAGAUACCACCUUGCAUGCUGUGAAGUGGUAUGAUAACCGUUCAGUCAGUCUUCUCAGUGAUUACAUUGGAGCACACCCGGUCACUGAUGUUGAUAGGUGGGAUGGAAAGCAAAAAAAAGUCAUCAGAGUUCCCUGUCCUGCUGUGGUGAGAGAGUACAACAAGAAUAUGGGUGGAGUGGAUCUGUUGGACUCUCUCAUUGCACUGUACCGCACCAAAAUCAGGUCGAAGAAGUGGUACCACCGACUGAUGUUCCACUUUAUUGACAUGACCACCGUGACUGCCUGGCUGCUCUACAAGAGAGACUGCAGCAGCACUGGGAUGAGUAAAGAGGAACAGAUCAGGCUUUAUACGUUCAAGUCAUAUAUUGGAGAAAGCUUAUGCAAAAGUGGCAAGAAUCUGGAGCAUAAGAGAGGUCGUCCCAGUUCCACAAUUGCUGGGGAGUACAAAGAAAAGAGGAAAAGAGGACCUGCUACACCUAUUCCAGUCCCUGAUGUGCGUCUGGAUGCCACAGCCCACUGGAUGGUCAUGGAUGAAAAGAAAGGGAGAUGCAAGGUACCAGGAUGCAAAGGUACACCAAAAGCCAAGUGCCAAAAAUGUGACGUCCACCUCUGUUUCACAUCCACCAGCAACUGCUUCCUGAGGUUCCAUACAGAAUAAUACAGACUGUGUUUUGUCAAAAAUCAGUACCCCAAAGGAACACACAUUCAUAAACAUAAACACACACUGCAGCUAAUCUGUAAUGUACUCAUUGAUAAACCACGUGUGACUGUUUGUUGAAAGAAAACUUUGAAAUUGCUGUUGUUGUUGAAAAAAAACUUCUUGUUAUGUA